GCUAACGGGCGGGCCGGCCGCCUCCCACCUGACCUGGCCUCCGGCGGGACUCUACUCCCACCUCUGCCGCCCUCCGGCGGGGCCUCGCCCUUCUCUCUAUGGGCAGAAACUGGUCCCCUCCUGCCCGCUGGACAGUUGCUGUGCGACUUGGACAGUAGAGGAGCGCCUCCCAAGUUUUCAUCCAACUGCCACCCCCAAGGCUUCCACCCUUCUCCCCUCAGAGAGGACGUUUGAUGCCGGGCCCCUGAGAUUGUUAUUGACAAGCCCCUCUGGGUCCCCCUGAGCAGAGCCUGCUGACCCAAUUGCCCACCUUUGCGGCUUUGAUGCCUAGCCAUGUCUGCCUCAUCCUCAGGCGGCUCCCCCAGGUUUCCAUCGUGUGGGAAGAACGGAGUAACAAGUCUCACGCAGAAAAAGGUCUUGCGGACACCCUGUGUUGCGCCCAGUGUGACUGUGACGAAGCGAACCAUGAAGGACCGCUCUUCAACUCCCCCCUUACAUGUUCACGUGGAUGAGAACACUCCUGUCCACGUCCACAUAAAAAAACUCCCGAAACCAUCAGCAACCAGCAGCCAGAAAUCUCAUAAGCGCGGAAUGAAAGGGGACACCGUGAAUGUGCGGCGGAGUGUCCGGGUGAAAACCAAGGUACCUUGGAUGCCCCCUGGAAAAUCAUCCGCCCGGCAUGUGGGAUGCAAGUGGGAGAAUCCGCCUCAUUGCCUGGAGAUCACGCCACCAUCUUCAGAAAAGCUGGUCUCGGUGAUGCGGUUAAGUGACCUCUCUACAGAAGAUGACGACUCGGGUCACUGUAAAAUGAACCGUUAUGAUAAGAAGAUUGACAGUCUAAUGAACGCGGUCGGUUGUCUCAAGUCUGAGGUCAAGAUGCAGAAAGGUGAGCGCCAGAUGGCCAAAAGGUUCCUGGAGGAGCGGAAGGAGGAGCUGGAGGAGGUGGCCCAUGAGCUGGCCGAGACGGAGCACGAGAACACGGUGCUGAGGCACAACAUCGAGCGCAUCAAGGAGGAGAAGGACUUCACCAUGCUUCAGAAGAAACACCUCCAGCAGGAGAAGGAGUGCCUCAUGUCCAAGUUGGUAGAGGCUGAAAUGGAUGGGGCUGCUGCUGCCAAGCAAGUCAUGGCCUUGAAGGACACCAUCGGGAAGCUGAAGACAGAGAAACAAAUGACCUGCACGGACAUCAACACCCUGACGAGGCAGAAGGAACUUCUCCUGCAGAAGCUGAGCACGUUUGAGGAGACCAACCGCACCCUCCGAGACCUGCUGAGGGAACAGCACUGCAAAGAGGAUUCCGAAAGGCUAAUGGAGCAACAAGGAGCACUACUCAAAAGGCUGGCGGAGGCGGACUCAGAGAAAGCGCGCCUGCUAUUACUACUGCAAGACAAGGACAAGGAAGUAGAAGAACUUCUCCAGGAAAUACAAUGUGAGAAGGCUCAAGCAAAGACAGCGUCCGAGCUUUCUAAAUCCAUGGAGUCUAUGCGGGGGCAUUUGCAGGCCCAGCUCCGGUGCAAAGAGGCAGAGAACAGUCGCCUGUGCAUGCAGAUCAAGAACCUGGAGCGCAGUGGGAACCAGCACAAGGCAGAAGUGGAGGCCAUCAUGGAGCAACUGAAGGAAUUAAAGCAAAAGGGAGACCGGGACAAAGAAACCUUAAAGAAGGCCAUCCGAGCCCAGAAGGAACGAGCUGAGAAGAGUGAGGAAUAUGCUGAGCAGCUGCAUGUGCAACUUGCUGACAAGGAUCUUUAUGUCGCUGAGGCUUUAUCCACUCUGGAAUCAUGGAGGAGCCGCUACAAUCAAGUUGUGAAAGACAAGGGAGACCUGGAGCUGGAAAUUAUCGUCCUGAAUGACCGGGUGACAGAUCUUGUAAACCAACAACAAACAUUGGAGGAGAAGAUGCGGGAAGACCGGGACAGCCUGGUGGAGAGACUACACCGGCAGACUGCUGAGUAUUCCGCGUUCAAGCUAGAGAACGAGAGGCUGAAGGCUAGUUUCGCCCCGAUGGAGGACAAGCUCAAUCAGGCGCACAUCGAGGUGCAGCAGCUGAAGGCGUCGGUUAAGAACUAUGAAGGGAUGAUCGACAACUAUAAGAGUCAGGUGAUGAAGACCAGACUGGAGGCUGAUGAAGUGGCCGCCCAGCUAGAACGCUGUGACAAAGAGAACAAGAUCCUUAAAGAUGAGAUGAACAAAGAGAUCGAAGCGGCCCGUAGGCAGUUCCAGUCCCAGCUGGCUGACCUGCAGCAGCUGCCUGACAUCCUCAAGAUCACAGAGGCUAAGCUGGCAGAGUGCCAGGACCAGCUGCAGGGCUACGAGAGGAAGAACAUCGACCUCACAGCCAUCAUAUCAGACCUGCGCAGCCGGAUCGAACAUCAGGGGGACAAGCUGGAGAUGGCAAGAGAGAAACAUCAGGCUUCCCAGAAGGAAAAUAAACAGCUGAGUCUGAAGGUGGAUGAACUGGAGAGGAAACUGGAGGCAACCAGCGCCCAGAAUAUCGAGUUCCUACAGGUGAUUGCCAAGAGGGAGGAAGCGAUCCACCAGUCCCAGCUGCGGCUAGAGGAGAAAACACGGGAAUGUGGGAGCCUGGCCAGGCAGUUGGAGAGCGCCAUCGAAGAUGCUAGGAGGCAGGUGGAACAGACCAAGGAGCAUGCAGUCUCCAAGGAGCGAGCUGCCCAGAACAAAAUCCUGGACCUUGAGACCCAGCUGAGCAGGACCAAGACGGAGCUCAGCCAGCUGCGGCGGAGCCGAGAUGACGCUGACCGUCGCUACCAGAGCCGGCUGCAAGACCUCAAAGAUCGCCUGGAGCAGUCGGAGAGCACCAAUCGCAGCAUGCAGAACUACGUCCAGUUCCUCAAGUCAUCUUAUGCCAACGUGUUUGGGGACAGUCCCUACACUACCUUCCUCACCAGCUCUCCCAUCCGCUCCCGAUCUCCUCCCACCUAAGCCCGCCAGUCUUGGGCCAGGAGCCCGAACUGAUGUCCUGGGAACUGAAGAGUGGCCAAGCCACAGCUGGAAAGCCUGCCGCUUUCCUCUCUCUUCCACUGAUGAAAUGUGUUCAGGAUCUUGUCUUAGCUACCGACUCCAGAAAAGUCCCUAAAGCACUAGGGGGGUGAAACAGGAACCACUCAGUUUUCUCCUCUCUGACAGAGUCACCUGAUGGAAAUUUUUAAUUACCUUGACAGGCCUUAAAUCUACUGAUCUUAAGGGUACCAGAUUUUAACUCACCAUGACUUUGCUCCUUCCUUUCCUGAGCAAAUGUCCGGACUGGACUUUUUCUUCCAGUCCCCUUAUAGCCCUCCUCUUCUGAGGAAUCUCUCUCUUGGGCUUUCUCUGACCAGCACCAGCAGGAGCUGUUAGCCAGAGGUCCUCACCACCCGUCCUGGGCUGUGAGCACAUUCACCUGCUGUUUGGGUACAGUGUUUUUCCCCAAGGCCCUCCUCCCACGCCUGGUGGAAAUCUCACACCCAAGUUUCCUCAAGGCUACUUGCCCCUGAGCACUUCACAAUAGACACUGCAGGGCUUGUGUCCAGUGGCCUUUUAAAAGUAUAAUCCCAAUCCCAUUGGUUUGUGUUUCUGUUUGCUAGAUUUGUAUCUAUGGAAUGCCUUUAUUCUGGAAAUAAUGUGUGUUGUGUUUUACAAAAAACUUUUCUAGUCAAUAUGUAAGACUCCACUGGAUGAUUUCUUUUACCCACCCCAUCCCUUUUCUAAAAAUGAUUACAGACAAUGCUGCAGGAGAGCCAGUAAACAAGUACUUGGUACAUGGGA
This is a messenger RNA of Herpailurus yagouaroundi (jaguarundi), 3762 nucleotides long. It is a transcript of the gene ODF2, whose product is annotated as outer dense fiber of sperm tails 2. Gene Ontology annotation, cellular component: centrosome. NCBI's taxonomy places the organism in Eukaryota, Metazoa, Chordata, Mammalia, Carnivora, Felidae. The coding region runs from base 334 to 2940 and encodes 868 amino acids. The record is from RefSeq and is a predicted model, not a curated record. The transcript is spliced from 22 exons. Gene Ontology annotation, biological process: regulation of cilium assembly.